AGAAAAGAGAAGAGGGAGAAUAAUAAAUUAAAGUUCAUUGAUUCGUAGAAAUGACAACAGGUUUAACUACGCAUGGAUCAUGUUUACACAAGAUCAAACCUUGUCUUGAUGCACUCACGUGAUAUUGUUGUUUACUAAUAGAAGAGUGAUUCGUGGUGCCUAUUUUAUCAUUGCUUAGCAAAGUGAAUUAUAUGUACAAAAAUAUCAUGCUAACCGAAGAGAUUGAUUGGUACAGUCCAAAUCAAGUAUAUUUGUCGUCACAAGUGUGACUUGCUUUCUAUUUUUUAAACAGCAAAAAAAAAAAAAAAAAAAUGUACAUGUCAACUUAUGCUUUUCGAGAAACCCAAACACCACCACCACCACCAACGUAUCAGUGAAUUCCAAGCUGUUAUUCUUGCAGGUUUUGGUAGUAGUAAUAGACUCUACCCUAUUUCUGAAGAAGAAAACCUUCCUAAAGCACUUUUACCUGUGGGUAAUAAACCUGUGAUUUCAUAUACAUUAGAAUGGAUUGAGAAAGCCGGUAUUCAUGAUGUUAUUGUGGUGGUUCAGGCCACAGGCAAUGCUCCUCAAAAGUUAUCUGCCUAUCUUCGUACUUUUACAGGCAAUAUACAUCAUCAAGUCGUGAGUGUGGAUGAAGAAGAUGAAACAGCAGAUGUCUUGAGAGCCAUUAAGGAUAAAAUUGAUAGAGAUUUCAUUGUGGUUCCUUGUGAUCUGAUUACUGAAUUGAAUCCGCGUGAGUUCAUGGAUGCACACCGUGUUCAUGACCCUACAUUCAGUGCCUUAUUUUAUGAACCUGGUUUGACAGAUAGCAGUAAAGAUGAUGAUCUUUUGCCUUAUGUUGGUAUUGAUCCUACACAGAAUGCACUUGUCUAUAAAGCAACACGAUCAGAAGAUGAUGAUUUCUCUAUGCGUCUUUCUUUAUUAAACAAAUUUCCUCGCGUACGCGUCCAUACGGAUUUACAAGAUGCUCACUUGUAUAUAUUUAAACGAUGGGUGAUUGAUUUAGUAGCAGAUAAACCCAAGGUUACAAGCAUUUCAAAGGAUUUAAUACCUUUACUUGUCAAGUGUCAAUAUCAAAAACCAUUGGUCGAAAGAGAAGCCAUAGAGCAAUACAUGACCCAUAACGAUUUGUUUACCAAUGCACUUUCCAUGUCAACAACACAGUCUGAAUUAGAACAAUCCAUGGCUGUGCGAUCCUAUGUUCAUAUUUACCGUGGAGGAUUCUGUGGUCGCGGUAAUACAACAGCCAGUUAUAAUGAAUUGAACCGAUAUGCCACAAAACAAGGCAAUACGAUCAUACGCGUACCUUCUACUGCUGAAGUGGCACCUAGAACGCAAGUGGGUAAUGACUCUGUGAUUGGUGAAUAUACCAAGAUUGAUGAGCGAUCCUCAGUCAAGAAAUCAUGUGUGGGUGCUCAUUGUAUCAUUGGUAAAAAUGUCAAGAUUGCUAAUUCAGUCAUUAUGGAUCAUGUUGUGAUUGGUGACAAUGUUAAACUGGAUGGUUGUAUUAUCUGUAAUAAUGCACAAAUCCAUGAAAAGGCCAGUAUGAAGGAUUGUGAUGUUGCUGGUGGAUAUAUUGUGGAUAAAGACAGUCAACUAAAGGGUGAAAAGUUGGUUUCUUUUAGAGAAGCGAUUUAAAUAAUAAAAUUUGAUAUUUUAACCUAAUUUUUUUUGUUUUUUUUUGUUUUUUAAAAAUGUCUGGUAAGAUCAAGUAGAUGAUGGACUUUAUCUUAAUCAACUCUAGACGAACCCAAAUUUAUUGAAGGCGCUUCUAUUCACGGUCGUCAUCCACUUCACUUGGUGGAAAAGAUCAUUCGUGAACGUAUUCAAGGUUCACUUUACUGGAAAGAGAAAUGUUAUGGUCUAUCAGCUGCUACACUCAUGGACAGAGCUGUUGAAUUAGAAUAUAUUGGAGGAUUAUAUGGCAAUCAACAACCUACUGAAUUCCUUUGUUUGACACUCAAGUUAU
This is a messenger RNA of Gilbertella persicaria, 1969 nucleotides long. RefSeq names its product nucleotide-diphospho-sugar transferase. The record is from RefSeq and is a predicted model, not a curated record. Lineage: Eukaryota; Fungi; Mucoromycota; Mucoromycetes; Mucorales; Choanephoraceae. Gene Ontology annotation, molecular function: guanyl-nucleotide exchange factor activity; translation initiation factor activity. Bases 328 to 1638 code for a protein of 436 amino acids. Gene Ontology annotation, biological process: biosynthetic process; cytoplasmic translational initiation. The transcript is spliced from 11 exons. Gene Ontology annotation, cellular component: eukaryotic translation initiation factor 2B complex; guanyl-nucleotide exchange factor complex.